AUGUCUGCAUCUUCACAACCACAAAAAAUGGAGAGCAAACGCCAGGCCCUUCUUCUGCUGCGUAUCCUGGCCGGAAUCCUCGCCGUCCAACUCACCUCUGCCGUCGAUUUCCUCUUCAACGGCUUCGACGCCACAGGCAGCGUCUCACUCUACGGCACCGCUGCCGUGGAAUCCAACACCCUCUCGCUCACUCAGCGAUCCUCCUUCUCCAUCGGCCGCGCUCUGUACCCUUCGAGGAUCCCCGCGAGAAGGCCCAACUCCUCGGCCGUCAUCCCCUUCUCGACUUCGUUUAUCUUCGCAAUGGCGCCGUACGAGGGCUUGCUCCCUGGACACGGCCUGGUUUUCCUGUUCGUGCCGCACUCGGGGAUCGAGGGCUCGAGCUCGGCGCAGAAUCUAGGGUUUCUGAAUUUUACCAACAAUGGGGAUUCGGAUAAUCACGUGCUGGGAGUCGAAUUCGACUGCUUUAUGAACCAGGAGUUCAAUGAUAUUAGCGAUAAUCACGUUGGGGUUGAUGUUAAUUCGCUCGUCUCUGUGCGCGCUCACGAGGCGGGCUAUUAUGCGGGUGAAGACGAUGAUUCGUUUGAGGAUUUGGAUCUUAAUAGUGGGAGAAAUUAUCAGGUGUGGAUUGAUUAUGUGAACGGUACUCUUGCUGUGGCUAUGGCGCCCGUGGGGUUAAGAAGGCCUGAUCGGCCGUUGCUAAGUGUCGCUCUUAACCUCUCGGAGGUUUUUCAGGAUGAAAUGUAUGUUGGGUUUACUGCAUCGACCGGAGAUUUGGUUCAGAGCCACAGGAUUUUAGGUUGGAGUUUUAGCAACACGAAUUUUUCGCUGAGCGAGGGUUUGAUUACAGAGGGUUUACCGUCAUUUGUUCUGCCGGGGAUACCGAUGUACAGAUCCAGAGGUUUCAUUGCAGGUUUAAGCUCAGCUGCUGUGGUUUUUGCCAUUCUUUGCUCUGCUGCAGCUUACGUGUUUGUUAUAAGACCCAGGAGAAAAAAGAGAAAAAAGAAGGAUGAAUUUGAAGACUGGGAAUUAGAAUAUUGGCCUCACAGAAUUAACUACGAAGAAAUUGAUUCUGCAACCAAAGGCUUUGCCGAGGAAAAUGUUGUUGGGACAGGCGGCAAUGGUAAAGUCUAUAAAGCCGUUUUGCCCGGAGGAGCCGAGAUUGCCGUGAAACACAUUUCCCUUGAAAAUGACGAAGGCACACGAGCUUUCUUGGCCGAAAUAUCGAGCCUCGGGCGUGUUAAACACCGAAACUUGGUUGGUUUAAGAGGGUGGUCCAAGAAAGACAAAAACAGCCUAUUCGUAGUAUACGAUUACAUGGAAAAUGGUAGCCUCGACAAAAGGGUGUUCGAUUCUGAUGAGGAGAAAACAUUGAGUUAUGAGGAUCGAAUACGAAUCCUAAAGCAAGUGGCUUCCGGAAUACUAUACCUGCACGAGGGUUGGGAGGCCACUGUUCUCCACCGAGACAUCAAAGCCAGCAAUGUCUUGCUCGAUCGGGAAAUGAACGCGAGGCUUGGAGAUUUCGGGCUUGCCCGGAUGCAUGACCACGAUAAGGCUGCGGGGACGACGCGCGUGGUGGGGACAGCCGGUUAUCUUGCACCUGAGUUCGCCAAGAAUGGCCGGGCCUCGACAAAAACCGAUGUUUUCAGUUACGGGGUUUUGAUUCUAGAAGUUAUCUUUGGCCGGAGGCCGGUGGAUGAAGGCCAGCCGCCUCUAGUGGAUUGGGUGUGGGGGCUUUUGAAGAAGGAUGAGUUGCUAACCGCGGUUAAGAACAAACCACGGUUAAGUAAUGGAGAGGAAGUUGAGAAGGUGAUUCAUUUGGGUUUGUUGUGUGCUCAUCCGGAUCCGAAUGCCCGGCCUUCUAUGAGGCAGGUGAUGAUAUUUUUUGAGGGGAAGAGUGAAAAUGAAGAGGAAGGGAUGAAUGUUUAUCUAUUGGAGAGGUUGAGGGGACUUGGUGAUGGUUUUGGUUCGGGUUCGGGGUCGGGUUCUUAUCCGACGUUCUCGGAGAUUAGGCGAGGAGCGAAAUCUUCGAUAUCGAUUUCUUGGAGCGAUAAAGUUAUCUUUGGCCGGAGGCCGGUGGAUGAAGGCCAGCCGCCGCUAGUGGAUUGGGUGUGGGAGCUUUUGAAGAAGGAUGAGUUGCUAACCGCGGUUAAGGACAAACCACGGUUAAGGAAUGGAGAGGAAGUUGAGAAGGUGAUUCAUUUGGGUUUGUUGUGUGCUCAUCCGGAUCCGAAUGCCCGGCCUUCUAUGAGGCAGGUGGUGAAAUUUUUCGAGGGGAAGAGUGAACAUGAGGAGGAAGGGAUGAAUGUUCAUCUAUUGGAGAGGUUGAGGGGACUUGGUGAUGGUUUUGGUUCGGGUUCGGGUUCUUAUCCGGCGUUCUCGGAGAUUAGACGAGGAGCGAAAUCUUCUAUAUCGAUUUCUUGGAGCGAUAGUACCAUUGUGGACGGGCGUUGA
This is a messenger RNA of Striga hermonthica, 2451 nucleotides long. NCBI's taxonomy places the organism in Eukaryota, Viridiplantae, Streptophyta, Magnoliopsida, Lamiales, Orobanchaceae. The record is from the annotation of a GenBank genome assembly.